UCUCUCUCUCUCUCUCUCGUUGUGACAGAAGCAAGAGAAAAUGGGCUUCACUGUAGAUAAAGCUCUUGUACUGCUGCAGCUUUCACUGCUAUGUUUCAAUGUGUAUGGCGACAAAGAGUACCUUCAUUUGAUCUCCCCAGCUGUGUCACCGACACACCACCACCACCACCAUGCCCAUCCACCAGCUCUUGCACCGACUCACCAUCACCCCCACCACCACCACCUCGUUCACUCACCCACUCAUGCCCCAGUUUACUCUCCUCUGCACUCUCCAGCCCAUGCACCAGUCCACCCUCCAAUGCCACACUCACAUCCUCCUGUUCAACCUCCCAUGCACUCUCCACCAAAAACCCAACAACCACCUGUUAAACCACCCACUCUGCCGCCGAAACACCCACAACCACCUGUUAAAACACCUACUCUGCCGCCGAAACACCCACAACCACCUGUCGCUCAGCCACCAAAACACCCACAACCACCGGCUCCGUCGCCAAGCUAUCACUUCCCAAGGAGCUUAGUGGCGGUGCAAGGCGUUGUAUAUUGUAAGUCAUGCAAGUAUUCUGGGGUGGAUACCCUCUUGGGAGCUUCACCACUUUCUGGUGCAACAGUAAAGUUACAGUGCAAUAAUACCAAGCACCCACAAGAAGCCAAGGCCACAACGGACAAGAACGGCUACUUCUUCCUCGAAGCACCCAAGAAAAUCACCAACUACGGGGCCCACAAAUGCAAAGUGUCAUUGGUCUCAGCACCAAACACCGCAUGCGGCAAAGCAACUGAUCUCAACGGUGGAGUGAGUGGCGGAGCGUUGAGGCCGGAGAAGAAAUACGUUUCACAUCAGCUUCCAUUUGUUCUGUAUACAGUUGGUCCUUUUGCAUUCGAGCCCAAGUGCCCCCGUUGAUUGAUGUCUAGCCUGCCACCAGUUUAUUAAUUAUUAGUGUUACUUUAAUUAUGUCUUCUUUUUUAUUUUUAGAUAUAUAAUAUAGUUUGAGGUUUUCAUGCUGUGUGUUUCUGAUCUGUAAUGGGAGGUUUGUUAAGUAUCAUUAAUCAGUGUGAUCUUUGUUUAUGUGAAAUAAAUGAUAGUGGUAUUCAUGGAUUAGCAGUAAA
Molecule: messenger RNA, 1104 nt
Organism: Manihot esculenta (cassava)
Lineage: Eukaryota; Viridiplantae; Streptophyta; Magnoliopsida; Malpighiales; Euphorbiaceae
Product: non-classical arabinogalactan protein 31-like
Exons: 2
Coding region: 41-898 (285 amino acids)
Source: RefSeq, a predicted model, not a curated record